AUGUCAACCCACAGCCCAAGUCUCUGGACAAUACUCUCCGAAACCUCCCGCAUAAUCAGAGCCCACUUCCGCCAUUACUUGGCCCUCUCACUUCUCUUCAUCUUCCCUACCUCCAUUCUCACCUUCAUUUACCCCUUCCUGUUGCACCCCGCUUCAUCUCACGACCUCCAAAUCGCCAAAUCUCAACUCCUCAUCCCACUCAUCUAUGGCUUUCUUGUAGUCUUCUCCUCUCUCUGCGCCACCGCUUCUCUCACCUACACCACCUUCCACGGGUUCUACGGCAGGCCCGUCAAAUUUCUAUCCUCGCUUAAAUCGAUUCUUGUCUCGUUUCUCCCUCUUCUAGCUACCCGCCUCGUUGUCCAGUUAAUUCUAGGACUGCUUAUCUUUGUUUUUGUUAUUCUCAUGCUGUUGGCAUACAAUGGGCUUUUGUUAUUCGGGUUUGAAAUGGACUACGACAGUAAAUACUUCCUGGUUUUUGUGAUCUUGAUGUCGGCUUUGCUUGUCGGCCUGUUGGUCUACCUGCAAGUGGAGUGGAGUUUGUCGAAUGCGAUUGUUGUUGUGGAGUCUAAAUGGGGAUUUGCACCUUUGAAGAGGAGUUCUUAUUUGGUGAAGGGGAUGAGAAGAGUCGUGUUUUCGAUGAUCGUUCUCGUUGGAAUCGUGGUUGGGCUGUUCUCAAUGUGGUAUUCCAGGUUGUUGGCGAAUGCAGGUGGAGGAAUCAGUUGGUGGAUUGUCGCUCAGAUGGUUGUUUAUGCUAGUUUACUGACCAUGGUGUCGCUUUAUAGUAUGGCUGCUACCACUGUGUUAUUUGUAUAUUGCAAAAUGUCUCACGGGGAAUUGGUGUUUGAGAUCGAUGAGGAGUUGGGCGGGAUGUAUGCAAGAUUGCCUGGUGACGAUGGGAUGGUUUCUUCUGUUGUUUAUGUUGUCCAGCAGUGA
This is a messenger RNA of Sesamum indicum (sesame), 933 nucleotides long. RefSeq lists its product as uncharacterized. Lineage: Eukaryota; Viridiplantae; Streptophyta; Magnoliopsida; Lamiales; Pedaliaceae. The record is from RefSeq and is a predicted model, not a curated record.